AAAAAAAAAAGGAGGGGGGAGAAUGAAGCCAGUUAUUCACAUAAUUAUCUACAAGUAGUAUUUCUCCUAUUCAAAACGUUUGCUUUGAGUUUUGAUAAGAAUGAGAGCAUAAUUUAUUCAUUUAUAUACCACGUAAGGGCCCCACCCAACCCUUGGGAUCAUUGAUUAAUGAAAACCUCUUUGCACUAUCAAAUCUAAAAUUCCUCUCUCUGGGUCUCUGUAUUUCUGUUAGUGGGUAAAUUUCUAGAUCUCUCAAUUCUUCAAUAAAGGAUCCAGCUGUUGAAAAUGGCGGAUAACAAUGCUCCACCCGAGAACCAUGAUUCCUCUGUUGAUGCUAAUGUACCUUCUGAGAAUGAAAACGAAGCAUCAAUUGAUGCUUUAGCACGGAAGGUCCAAGAGUCUCUCUCCCAUGCGAAAAAGCACAAGUUUUGGGAAACCCAGCCUGUUGGCCAGUUCAAGGAUCUUGGUGACUCAAGUCUACCUGAAGGCCCGAUUGAGCAACCGACACCCCUGUCUGAAGUGAAGCAAGAGCCCUUUAAUCUUCCCACUCCUUAUGAGUGGAUUACUUGCAAUAUGGACUCAGACGAAAUGUGUAACGAGGUGUAUGCUCUCUUGACCAAUAAUUAUGUUGAGGAUGAUGAGAGCAUGUUCAGAUUCAAUUAUUCGAAGGAGUUUCUUCUUUGGGCACUUCGCCCUCCAGGUUAUUAUAGGAGUUGGCACAUUGGAGUGAGGGUCAAGAGUUCGAAAAAAUUGGUCGCUUUCAUUACUGGUGUCCCUGCAAAAAUCAGGGUUCGUGACACCGUUAUUGUCAUGGCAGAGGUAAAUUUUCUGUGCGUUCAUAAGAAACUCAGGUCGAAAAGACUUGCUCCGGUCAUGAUCAAAGAGGUCACCCGGAGGGUCCAUUUGGAGAAUAUCUGGCAAGCAGCUUAUACUGCUGGGGUCGUUCUUCCAACGCCUAUAACUACUUGUCAAUACUGGCAUAGAUCAUUAAAUCCUAAGAAGCUUAUCGAUGUUGGAUUUUCUAGGCUUGGUGCAAGAAUGACAAUGAGCCGGACGAUAAAGUUGUAUAAGUUACCAGAACAAACCGUAACUCCUGGGUUUCGAAAGAUGGAACCCCACGACGUCCCUGCAGUUACUCGUCUGCUUAGAAAUUACUUGAAGUUGUUUGUUGUUGCACCGGAUUUUGAUGAGGAUGAUGUAGAGCACUGGAUGCUUCCAAAGGAGAAUGUUGUGGAUAGUUAUUUGGUAGAAAGCCCAGAUACUCAUGAAAUCACAGACUUCUGUAGUUUUUACACUCUACCGUCUUCUAUACUUGGUAACCAAAACCAUUCUACUUUAAAGGCUGCUUAUUCUUACUACAAUGUGUCGACGAAGACUCCAUGGCUUCAGUUGAUGAAUGAUGCUCUUAUUGUGGCGAAGAAGAAUGGUUUUGAUGUUUUCAAUGCUUUGGAUGUUAUGCAUAAUGAGACUUUCUUGAAGGAGCUUAAGUUUGGUCCGGGAGACGGAAAACUCCACUACUAUCUCUACAACUAUCGUCUAAAGAAUGUUUUGAGACCAUCAGAACUCGGGCUUGUGCUCUUAUAAAUUGUCAGGGCAAAGAAUUUUCUAACUUGAACUAAUUUUUCUCAUUCCAUGGUUGAUUUCCUCCGUUGUACUUUGUUUUCUUCCAUGGUUCGAGUUAAACUUAGUGUACAACGAACGAUAAAUUUUGUCACUGAACAUUUGGCCCAAGUUCCAUGGGCGAAUUAUUUGUUUUAUGCCAAGACUUGAACCUUCAAAAACAUGAGUUUUACACGGA
Olea europaea var. sylvestris is the source of this 1798-nucleotide messenger RNA. Its product is annotated as glycylpeptide N-tetradecanoyltransferase 1-like. NCBI's taxonomy places the organism in Eukaryota, Viridiplantae, Streptophyta, Magnoliopsida, Lamiales, Oleaceae. The coding region runs from base 286 to 1584 and encodes 432 amino acids. The transcript has 2 exons. The record is from RefSeq and is a predicted model, not a curated record. Gene Ontology annotation, cellular component: cytoplasm. Gene Ontology annotation, biological process: N-terminal peptidyl-glycine N-myristoylation. Gene Ontology annotation, molecular function: glycylpeptide N-tetradecanoyltransferase activity.